Molecule: messenger RNA, 558 nt
Organism: Calliphora vicina (urban bluebottle blowfly)
Lineage: Eukaryota; Metazoa; Arthropoda; Insecta; Diptera; Calliphoridae
Product: craniofacial development protein 2-like
Exons: 1
Coding region: 1-558 (185 amino acids)
Source: RefSeq, a predicted model, not a curated record
AUGGGUGAUUUCAAUGCUCAAGUGGGCAAUGAUAACUCAAACCGCGAACGAGUAAUGGGCGGCCAUGGUAUUGGAAGAUUGACCGAAAAUGGUGAGUUGUUCACCGAAAUGUGCUUAGGCAAUAAACUUGUAGUAGGUGGCACAAUCUUUCCACACAAAACAGUCCACAAAGUCACGUGGGUAUCACCGGAUCAUCGCACGGAGAACCAGAUUGACCACAUCGCCAUCAGCAGGACAUGGCGCGGCUCUCUACUAGAUGUACGAAACAAACGUGGCGCUGAUUGCUCCAGCGAUCACCAUUUGCUUGUGGGAACCAUUCGAUUAAGAGUUGCGGCGGUAAAGAAAGGACUUGGAACUCACAAAAGAUUUGACGUCCAGAAGCUAAAUGACACCCGUAUUAAAACCGCUUACACAUAUGCCUUGAAGGAUUCAGCUGAAACCAACCAAACUUUCCAAGCUGAAUUUGAACGCUCAUAUGUGAUGCAGCAGCGAAUCAUUUUGGAUACAAGAUUCAUGAAAGGAAACAGUGGAUAUCCGAUGAUACGUGGAAUCUCAUAA